GCAGGAGGAAAAGGAUGAAAAGAUGGCUGACUUUUCACUACCGUGUUCUAACCAUUUCCGCCAGUUCACUCGUGAAUCUUUAGCUGCUAUUGAGAAGCGAAUUGCUGCCAACAAGAAAUACAAAGACCGCCAACCUAAAGAGAAACCUCGUCCCCAACUUGACCUGCAGGUUUUCCAAAAGCUGCCUACUCUCUAUGGGAAUCCUCCUCAUGAGCUUGUUGGGAAACCACUGGAGGAUCUUGACCCUUAUUACAAUGAUCACAAGACAUUUAUGGUACUGAACAAAAGGAAAACAAUCUUCCGAUUUACUGCCACACGUGCCUUGUGUAUACUUAGCCCUUUUAAUCCGAUCAGAAGAGCAGUGAUUAAAAUUUUGGUACAUUCAUUGUUCACUAUUUUUAUUAUGUGCACUAUUUUAACCAAUUGUGUCUUCAUGGCUAAAUUUGAGAUUCCUAGGAAGUCUAAUUCUAAGUCAUCUUUACCUUCUUCAUGGAACAAGUAUGUCGAGUACACUUUCACUGGCAUUUACACUUUUGAAGUAUUGAUAAAAAUAUUGGCAAGAGGAUUCUGUCUGAAUGAAUUCACUUUCCUUCGAGAUCCGUGGAAUUGGUUUGAUAUCAGUGUCAUUGCUAUGGCAUAUGCAGGGGAGUUUAGUAAUAUAGGCAAUGUUUCGGUCCUUCGUACAUUCAGGGUUCUGAGAGCUUUAAAAACUAUUUCAAUACUCCCAGGACUGAAGGUCAUCGUAGGUACACUUAUUCAGUCUAUUAAGAAACUUGCUGAUGUGAUGAUCCUGACAGCUUUCUGCUUGAGUGUCUUUGCCCUCAUAGGCCUCCAGCUCUUUAAAGGCAAUUUGAGACAUAAGUGUGUCAGAAAUUUUAACUCCACCAAUGGAACUAUUUAUUUGGAUGACAAAAAAUGGGGCUCCUUUGAUGAGUUUAUUAAUGAUUCAGAAAAUGUUUUCAAGAAGAAUGGCACCAAGGAUCCCUUAUUGUGUGGCAACAGCUCAGAUGCUGGCUCCUGUCCAGAUAAAUAUGUAUGUCUCAAAGUUGGGGAAAAUCCUGAUUUUAACUACACAAGUUUUGAUACAUUUGGCUGGGCCUUUCUUUCCUUGUUCCGCCUGAUGACACAAGAUUACUGGGAGCGUCUGUAUCAACAGACUCUCAGAGCUUCUGGGAAGAUCUACAUACUCUUUUUUGUGCUGGUCAUCUUUUUGGGCUCAUUUUAUCUGAUCAACUUGAUCCUGGCUGUAGUGACUAUGGCAUAUGAAGAGCAGAACAAAGCUACUAUUGCUGAAACUGAGGCAAAGGAAAGGAAGUUUCAGGAAGCCAUGGAACUGUUGAAAAAAGAGCAAGAGGCAUUGGCUGCUAAAGGAAAUGAUACAAAGUCACUUUGCUCCUUUGAAAUGUCACCUUUACCCUCCAAAGAAGUCAAAGAUAGAAGCAAUAGGAGAAAUAAAAAUAUGUCCUUAGGGAGAGAAGAUUAUGGGGAAGCUCAAAAGGUUCCCAAAUCACAGUCCAGUAGCCGUCAACAAAACUUGACUCCUGUAUGUGAUGAAGUGAGCAAGAAGCAUUUGCCUCAUCAUCUGUCAGUGGACUAUUUUAAUGAGCCACUACAAAGUCAAAGGACAACUGGGGCAGUCAGUACCAUUACCUGUGUCCUGGAGGAAUCGCAACAGAAAUGCCCUCCCUGCUUGAAGAACUUUGCCCUAAAAUAUCUUAUUUGGGACUGUUGUCCUCUGUGGUUGAGAAUCAAGAAAAAGGUGACAAUUUUAGUAAUGGAUCCAUUUACUGACCUCACUAUCACUCUUUGCAUCGUGAUGAAUACUAUCUUCAUGGCACUGGAGCACUAUAAGAUGACAAGAAGUUUAAAAUUCAUGCUUGACGUAGGCAACAAGGUCUUUACUGGAAUUUUUACUGCAGAAGUGAUCUUGAAAAUCAUUGCUCUAGAUCCCUACUACUAUUUUCAGCAGCGCUGGAAUAUUUUUGACAGCAUAAUUGUCACCGUAAGCUUAAUUGACCUGAGUGUAUACACCAAAGCUAAAGAAAGAAAAGAACGGGGAAACCUGUUAGUUUUACGUUCCUUCAAACUGCUGAGGGUCUUCAAACUGGCAAAGUCCUGGACAACUUUGAAUACACUUAUUAAAAUCAUCGGUAACUCAGUGAGUGCCAUGGGUAACCUUACCCUGGUUCUGGCAAUCAUAGUCUUUAUUUUUGCUGUACUAGGAACGCAACUUUUUGGUAAAAGCUACAAAGAACAUUGCUGUAAAAUAAGUGACGAUUGCAAGCCACGUUGGCAUAUGAUGGAUUUUUUCCACUCAUUCCUUAUUAUAUUCCGAAUUCUGUGUGGAGAAUGGCUUGAAACCAUGUGGGAUUGUAUGGUGGUAGCUGGGCAACCGUUAUGCCUUAUUGUCUUCUUGCUGACCAUGGUGAUAGGAAACCUAGUGGUUCUCAACCUGUUCAUUGCACUACUGCUGAACUCCUUCAGUGCUGACAACCUCCAGGCACCCGAAGAAGAUGCAGAGAUGAACAACCUUCAGAUUGCAUUUGCUCGGAUCCACAAAGGACUUCGCUUGCUGAAACAUGCAAUAUGGGAUUACUGUUGUGGAAAGCUCUGGCAACCAAAGAAAAUCACCAAAAAGAAAAUGAAAUUGGCUGCUCAGAACACAUGUGUGGAGAUUGGGAAAGAAGGGAAGAAUUGUAAAGAAAAUCACAGUGACAAUGUGACAGAGAAGAAUGGAGAGAAAUGCUCAGUUAGCAUUCUUGAAGAUUUUAUCACCAACCCCAACAUGUUUGUCUGCGUCCCUCUUGCUGAUGCAGAAUCUGAUAGUGAGGACUAUGAAGAUGAUGAUAAUAAGUCAAGUAAAUUCACAGAAAUGGAAUACAGUAAACAGCAGGAAAACCACCUGAGACAGAGGGGAGAGCAAUGUAAAAGACCGGGAGCUUGGUGUAAAGGAUCUGAGAUUUCCUCUAAAGACUUAAGUGAGUUUAACAUAGAUAAACAGUUGAAGGCUGGAUCAUCAUCUCUACUACAAAAAGAGCAGCUUGAUGACAUCAGCUGUUCUGAAGGCAGCACAGUGGAUCUGACAAAUCCUGAGGAGCUUCUGAAACAGAUCCCUGAGCUGGCUGAAUACUUAAAGAAACCUGAUAACUGUUUUCCAGAAGGCUGUAUUCGACAUUCCCCUUGCUGUUCAGUGAAUACCACAAAGUUUCCAGGCAAAACAUGGUGGAACCUGAGGAAAACAUGCUACAAAAUUGUUGAACACGACUGGUUCGAAAGCUUUAUCAUAUUCAUGAUUCUGCUAAGCAGUGGAAGUCUGGCAUUUGAAGAUAUACAUCUUGAGAAAAGAAAAAACAUUAAAAUUAUGUUGGAAUUUUUUGAUAAAAUCUUCACUUACAUCUUUGUCCUGGAGAUGUUUCUGAAAUGGGUGGCUUAUGGCUUCAAGAAAUAUUUCACCAAUGCCUGGUGUUGGCUUGACUUCCUAAUUGUAGGUGUCUCUUUAGCAAGCCUUAUAGCCAGCUCACUUGGAAAUACCGAAAUGGGACCCAUGAAAUCCCUUAAAACCCUGAGAGCCUUGAGACCAUUAAGGGCAUUGUCACAAUUUGAAGGGAUGAGGGUGGUGGUGAAUGCCUUAGUAGGUGCCAUCCCUUCCAUCAUGAAUGUUGUGCUUGUCUGCCUCAUUUUUUGGCUCGUUUUUAGUAUCAUGGGAGUGCACCUAUUUGCAGGAAAAUUUGGAAAAUGCGUUAACUUGACUGAAGGAAAAUCAGAAUUAAAUACAAGUAUUAAGAACAAACAGAAUUGCACAGCCUAUAAUGAGACACAAAAAAUGUAUUGGACAAAUGGUAAAGUCAACUUUGAUAAUGUUGGUUCUGGUUAUCUGGCUCUUCUUCAGGUGGCAACAUUUAAAGGUUGGACAGACAUUAUGUAUGCAGCAGUAGAUUCACGAGGGAAAGAAAAACAGCCAAAGAAGGAAAAUAAUCCGUACAUGUACCUCUAUUUUGUGGUUUUCAUCAUCUUUGGAUCUUUCUUCACACUGAAUCUCUUUGUUGGUGUCAUUAUUGACAAUUUUAACCAACAAAAGAAAAAGAUAAGUAGACAAGACAUCUUUAUGACAGAAGAACAGAGAAAAUAUUAUAACGCAAUGAAAAAACUGGGAUCCAAGAAACCCCAAAAACCCAUCCCAAGGCCAUUGAACAAAUACCAAGGGGUUUUAUUUGACAUUGUAACAAGCGAAGCCUUUGAUAUUAUCAUCAUGAUACUCAUCUGCCUUAACAUGAUCACUAUGAUGGUGGAAACUGAUGAUCAAAGUAUAAGGAAGACUGACAUUCUUAACAAAAUCAACAUGUUCUUUGUUGCCAUCUUUACUGUAGAAUGCAUCGUGAAAUUGUUGGCUCUGAGACACUACUAUUUCACCAAUGGCUGGAACAUAUUUGAUUUAAGUGUGGUCAUUAUGUCUGUUGUUGGCACUCUGCUUUCUCACAUUGUUAAUGCAUUUGAAAAUUACUUCUCACCUACACUCUUCAGAGUCAUUCGAUUGGCUCAGAUUGGACGAAUACUAAGACUUGUCCAAGCUGCCAAAGGAAUUAGAACUCUCCUUUUUGCCUUAAUGAUGUCCCUUCCUGCUUUGUUCAACAUUGGCCUCUUACUUUUUCUGGUCAUGUUUAUUUACGCCAUUUUUGGCAUGGCUAACUUUGCUUAUGUUCAGUGGGAGAGUGGGAUUGAUGACAUGUUCAACUUCCAAACCUUUGCUAAUAGCAUGCUCUGUCUCUUCCAAAUGACAACAUCUGCUGGCUGGGAUGGUCUUCUCAGUCCUAUUUUAAACACUGAACCUCCCUUUUGUGAUCCAAACAUACGAGAUGUUGUGGGAGAAUGUGGUAAACCUGUUGUGGGUAUUAUUUUCUUUGUAAGUUACAUCAUUAUAUCAUUUCUCAUUGUUGUAAACAUGUAUAUAGCUGUUAUUUUAGAGAACUUCAAUGUUGCCACUGAGGAAAGUACAGUUCCUGUGGGUGAAGAUGACUUUGAUAUGUUUUAUAAAAUCUGGGAGAAGUUUGAUCCUGAAGCAACUCAAUUUAUUGAGUAUUCUGUACUUUCAGAUUUUGCAGAUGCUUUGGCAGAACCUUUACGCAUAGCAAAACCAAACAAAAUUAAACUCAUAGCCAUGGACCUUCCCUUGGCCAGCGGAGAUAGGAUCCACUGUUUGGAUAUUUUGUUUGCUUUUACCAAACGGGUGCUAGGAGAAUCUGGGGAAAUGGACAAACUAAAAGAGCAGACAGAGGAAAAGUUUAUGGCUGCCAAUCCAUCCAGGUUUUUUCAUGAACCAAUCACAACCACGCUCAGACACAAAGAAGAGGAGGUUUCUGCCAUUAUUAUCCAGAGGGCCUAUAGGAGUCAUUUGAUUCAACGGUCCAUGAAGCAGGCCUCUCUUUUAUAUCACAGAACUUGUGAUGGUGACAUCCUUGAAGAUGCUUCACAGAAGGAAGGUCUCAUUGCAUUCAUGAUGAAUGAAAAUUAUGGUAGGAAUCUAGACAAGUCCGAGACUGUGUCCUCAACAUCUUUCCCUCCAUCCUAUAACAGUGUCACUGGGGAUACUAAUGACAACCUCCAGGUAAAGACGGCAGACUCUUCCAAAUGUGAUGUACCUAUAGGUUGUCAGCUAUCUCCAGACAAAGAUAAAGAAUCCAUUGUUUAAUAAUUUGUUAAUAAUGCUUUAAAAUAUUCACAGAAUAUAAUGAUGUAAAUAUAUAGCAACUGAAACAGCCUUCUUUUUAAACAUUAGUUGCAAAAGAAACAAGGGUUCUACCCUUAACUAUGGGAGUUCAUAAGCUGUCACCUUUGACCCUGCUACAUUCAACUUUACUCAAUGUUUAUAUUUAGAUAUACCUAGGAAGUAUCUGUGUAGAGUCAUAACUGUUAUAUUGGUGGCAGUUGUGAGUUAAGGCAGAAUCCUUGGAAUCUUGUUACUAUGGCCCAGACACAGAGCUGAUUAGAACUGCACUUUGCUUACUUCUGCUAACCAAACACCCACCCACUUAGAUUGGUUUGCCUCAUUAUGGACCAAGUUCAAGAAGUGGAAAAUAAGUUUCAAGAUGUCUGGGAAAGGGGUGGGAGAAAAUGUAAUGGUUUGUGAGGGUUUUGAAGUAGGGAGGGGGGUAAAAUAUAGCGUAAUUAACACUUUGAUAAUAAACCUGGUAGAUUAAUGACUCCCAAUCUUUUCAGUUCUGUGACCCACAUACCAUAAACAUAGCUAUUGCAUGACCCAUUGAUAUGUCAAACUGUACUGGAACUCCUCCAAUAUGAUGAAUUUAAACAAUAGCCAUGGUAUGUAUACUAUUGUAGUCAAGUUACUGCAGUAUAAUGACAUAAUGAAUGUAAUACUUAACAUUCCAGAAACAGUAAUGAAUUACAUUAGAAUUUUUUUUUUUUUUUUUUACACAAAACUGAACUGCUUUUCCUCUGGAAUUAUGAAGUUGGUAUCUUUAUCCUCAUCAUGUUUUCUUUCUAAAGAUCUUUGUGACUCUUAUGACAUCAUGAUAUAAUUAGCCGCAACUUCUCCACAAAGAACUCUACACCUUGGCCUGCCUUCAGUCUCUUCUACCAUGUUUGUAAAUAUUUAUUUGAGAUGCAUGGGUUCAUACUUUCUGUAUGAACCAUUUUGCUUUUCAUUUACUGAUUUGUCUUCCUUUCUGUUGCAUUGUCAGGUAUUCAGAGCCACAAGACCACUCAAGUCUCUCUUGACACUUAUAUUCCAUAUUUAAAACUGUUAAUUGUAUAUGUAAAUCACUUUUCAAGAUAAGAUUAAAAAAAAGUGGCAAGAUUUAUGUGACUAUCAUGGGUGACUGGUCCAGGGGAGGCACAGCUUUCCUUUCUUCCCCGCAGUGUUUUCAAACAGAAAAGAAGCUUGGCUUUGUGCCUGAGGCACUAGAUUGGGACUCUGAUCUGGGUUCAGUUCCUUGCUUGGCUACAGACUUUCCAUGUGACCAUAGGAAAAUCACGUCUGACUGCAGUGCAGAUGUACCUUAAUCUCUCUUUCACUCAGUUCCCCCUCUAUAAAAUGGGAAUAAUAAUACUUCCUUUAAUAAAUCUCCCUUUCUCCCACUUUUGUCUGUCUAUCUAUUUAGAUUGUGAGCUCUUUGGGCAGGGACUGCCUCUUACUAUGCAUAUGUACAGUGCCUUGCACAGUGUGGUCCCAGUCUUAACUGGGGCUUCGAGGUACUAUUUGAAUACAAAAAAUAAUAAAUAA
Trachemys scripta elegans is the source of this 7237-nucleotide messenger RNA. Its product is annotated as sodium channel protein type 5 subunit alpha-like. Gene Ontology annotation, molecular function: voltage-gated sodium channel activity. Gene Ontology annotation, biological process: membrane depolarization during action potential; neuronal action potential; sodium ion transmembrane transport. Gene Ontology annotation, cellular component: voltage-gated sodium channel complex; plasma membrane; axon. Lineage: Eukaryota; Metazoa; Chordata; Testudines; Emydidae. The record is from RefSeq and is a predicted model, not a curated record. The transcript is spliced from 26 exons. Bases 23 to 5686 code for a protein of 1887 amino acids.